CUUGCCUUCGCGAAAUGGAUGGGCUUGCUCCAUCGCCCUCAUUUUGUUCAAGUUGACAUGGCCGUAUGUACCAGAAUAUGGAGCUUUAAAAGCAUACAAGAAUUUACCAAAUUCGCAUCAUGGAAGCGACUGAGAGCAAACACCAUUUCUUCACCAGAGGUGGACUCUCUUAUCACAAGGUCAUCACCCGUGAUCAAUAAAAUUGCGUCAUUCGGGUAUUCCCCAGGUUAAGGCAUGUGUGGAAUGAGGGCCGAAUAAUGGCGUGGUAUAUAUCCACCCCCUCCCUCUCCCCAUUCUGGGUGCUUGGGGAUAUGCAAGAGCGUAGGAAUAAUAUUUCGAUCCGCUCAAGUCCCAUGUGCCGUCUGUACGUCGUAUACCACACGGUUUGCGGGCACGCCUAUCAAGCCCAGCAAUGGAUGUGCGGCGACCCAGUCACGAAGGUCGAAGAGUGCCAUUACUCUUGUCUACGACAUAGGGACCCGGUGGUGUUCGGCCUGGAACAUCACAAUAUGUGCGACUGGUGCGACUGGGCAACACAUUGCGGACCCGGACGACCCCCUUCAUGGAACGAAGUACAACGGGCGAAGCAGGAGUGCCGGGCACCGAGAAUCAGGACCUUCGACGACCGGCCCACGAAGAGGCCGGGGAAGUGCUUUCAAUGCGCGCAUGACAAGAAGCCGGCGAACAAAGCAGCGUGGCUAAGGCAUUUCAAAUGCAUCGGCCGUAUCUACCGCGAUCCUGAGCUCGCCUCGAAGUCUAGAAUGCGAGUCGAUCGGAAGAUGCCGGUCCCCGUUGGUCUGGAGGAGCAAGUGUGGGUCGACGAGAAAGGCGUUUUGAAGGACGAUUGCGGGAAGCAAAGUCCUACCACUCCUAAGAAUCCUUGUAAUGUUGAGUCCUGUCAGGUGCAUCGAAAGAUCUGUAACCAGCAUCCAAACGGCACGUGCAGGAAUGACGAGAGACCUGAAGGCAAUGUGAACAGAACCUUGUACCGAUGGGGAGGCAAUAUAGGAGCAACCAUAAGUGAAGAAAUGAUAUAGUUAUGUGCGGAGGCAUAGAAC
Messenger RNA from Eremomyces bilateralis CBS 781.70, 1058 nucleotides. RefSeq lists its product as uncharacterized. The coding region runs from base 258 to 1037 and encodes 259 amino acids. The transcript is spliced from 2 exons. The record is from RefSeq and is a predicted model, not a curated record. Lineage: Eukaryota; Fungi; Ascomycota; Dothideomycetes; Eremomycetales; Eremomycetaceae.